This is a messenger RNA of Fonsecaea erecta, 2688 nucleotides long. RefSeq lists its product as hypothetical. NCBI's taxonomy places the organism in Eukaryota, Fungi, Ascomycota, Eurotiomycetes, Chaetothyriales, Herpotrichiellaceae. The transcript is spliced from 2 exons. Bases 1 to 2688 code for a protein of 895 amino acids. The record is from RefSeq and is a predicted model, not a curated record.
AUGGAGAUCUCAACCCCCCAAGUGCUGGCGAGACUGCCUCGUCCUGCCAGGCAAGAUGCUGUCACUCGAUUUGGCACCGUGUAUGCUGUGCGCGACGGGCUGAAGAGGCGGAGGAAAGAAAUUUGCGUGGGCGUGGAUGGUAAUUCCCUUGGGCUUUAUGAGGUCCAGAACGGGACCAUUCUUGCCUCCUAUCCCGUGCCUCCUACCGCCCGUUUUGUCGGUCCUCCUUGUUCAAUUCGCGAAGAAUCACAAGCGCUUAUUCGUCGAACCACAUACUGCGCCAUAAAGCGAGACACAUUGCGGAUCGAAUCUUUCCAGACCACAGGAGAGGACACAUUUCGCGCCGCCUCUUGUGCAAGCGGAGCACUCGACGAGCAAGAGAGCCCCGUUGUACUAUUAGAAGUAGUGCUAAAUGCCAGAGGAAAAGAGCUGAUGGUGAUCCAACAAAAUGGCGACCUCGCGAUUUUGUCUGAAGAUUUGGGCACCACGUUGUGCAAAUCUUCCCUUUCUUCCAAGCGCUAUCCGAAUAUCAUGGUACUUGCCGUCCAACAUCUAACAAGUUCAGAAGCACAGAAGACAGUGUUGAAGCAAAGGGCGGAUCUGCUCAGCGAGACUUCUCCCGAGAGCACUUACUUAGCGGUUGCAUUCUGCAAAACCGAGCAAUUUGCAAACCUGAACAGUGUCUUCUACGGUGUCUGGUCAGUUGACAGUAUUGGUCGGAACAUAGACGCCAAGGGGACACCGAUUUUUCCCCUGGUUGAACAUGAACUAUCGUUGGGACGCAGCAAGUCCAAGUCAAUUUCGCCGAAGGAUCGAUCUUAUACCUUCAACCCCAAAGCUUCGAAUCUGUUUCUUCGCGCAGGCGACACAUUUUACUCGUAUGAUCUGACCGGUCUAGUUCCCUCCUUGUCUUCAGCACUACACACCGGUCUGAACUGCUCCUACGACAUCAUGGCCAUUUCAUCUGCUUUCGCCGUAUGUUCAUUCGAAGAGUCAGUCCAGCUUUACGACCUCAAAUUUCAGUCUGUGCAAGCUCAGAUUGACGCGAGGAAGGGCAAUCUCAAGCGAAAACGGAUGAGAAUGGCAGUUCAAGACCGGAGUGGCCCCGUUGAGUUUGUCGCUUAUUACCCCCUGUCUGCGCGUGUCAUUGGGCGGAGGCGACAUCAAUUGGUCGCGAUUGAUAUUUCUGCCAGUUCCUCACAACAGUUACUGCAGAUUGGGAGCAAACUUCUCCACAAUAUCGGACGUGGCAUCAGUGGCCGAGAUAUGGCACCCGGUUCUCUCGACAAGCAAUGGUCGUCGAUCGGCAUCGCAACAAUGACUCCAGGGUCUGGUGGAGAAUGGCAGCCUGUGAAACAACGUCUCGAUCACCUGGCCGAGACUGGCGACGUUGCUGGCUUUGAAAGCACCUUCGUCAACGACAUUCGCCAGGGUACCAUGCAGUCCCCAGCUCUGGCGGGGAUGAGCGAAGACUUGCCUACAGACCGUAUAGCAAUUCCGGACUUCAAGAUCAAGUACCUCUUGUCAAAGAUCUUUCAGAUACGAGCAACGCCGAACGCCCACGGCACUACACCCAUCACCGCAGAGACGCCAUUAGAGAUCCGCGUUCCAUCGUUCAAACUCAUCAUAUGGCUGUGCCGGAUGGGAUUGUUAUCCACUCGAAACGUACAAAGUGCACUCUCGAGCUCUCCUUCUGAGACGGGGUUGACGAACAUUGGUAUACACGCAGUUGCACGAGCCUUCCUUGAAGCCGAUUCAUCGUAUGGCUUGCUGGUACAGUGUCUCGAAAAUGGGUUCAGCCCAUAUGUGGAGGAGCAAGCCGCCGUGGUGCAGCUGCUUAUCCAACAAGCUCUGGCGUCGUCAUCUGAGGCAGCCAUUGCUAAAAUAGACCACCAAACAGAUCCAGUGGCAGCCGACGCUACCUUGAAUCUCGCCAGCACGCAAGUCCAAACCUUGUCGGCAUCAACAACCGACACCCCAUGGCUGCCUCCUACACUGCAGAGGGCAUUGAUUGAGGCGCUGGACAGACUCGGCGCUGCUGCAACUUCAGUCAUCUCCGUCAACUUGAAAGCUCUGCUCUCCCAGACAGACGCGCUGGCGCUCAUUCAGUUCUUACGACGGCAACUCUUUCAAGGGGGUCACACCCAGUCUUUCCAAAACGUGCCCUCGCAAACUGAGCAUGUGCCCACUGUCAAGCUCGCUGCAACUGUCAAGAUACUGUCAGGCUGUGUCGACGCCAUUGGACCUCUUGGCUUCUUUGGGGCUCUGGAUCACGAAGAUUUUAUGGGCAACAUUAUACCUGACCUGGUGACGGAGCUUACACACACCAAGCAGAGUCUGGAGGACGUAUCAGAGUUGCAAGGGAUUCUCCGCGAGACGCUGAGAUACCAGGAAUCUAUGCGGAAACAACGGGCUGCCGGUGCCCGCAUCCCUGUUUAUGGGACUGGAUUGCCUGCCUCUGACCAACACCCAGGGGCCAUCGUGACACUAUACACUGAGACUGUCGAAGGAGAAGACGAUCUGCCGCCUGGCCCAGGUCUUCCUCUGAGCUUGAAGGUUGCGAAUGUGAUCACCCCGGUAAAGAUCAGGAAAGGUGGUGGCCAACUAAGCCAUCGGACUCUCCGACAGAAAAGGAUGCUAGAGGCGAGGAACAAAGGCCGGUACUCGUUUGAGCGACUGGCUUUGUGA